GGUUUGUGUUUACGGCGUUUGUUGUGCCGUGUUCUGUCAAACCUGAGCGGAAUAAAAUAAGCAUUUCGAGAAAACAGGUGACUCGGCUCAUUAAGCUCCAUUCAUGAGUGCGUCCGGCUCCGUUUAGCAGUCAUGGAUGACAUGGCCUCUGUGGGGAAAAUUAGUGCCUCCUCGGAUUCAGUGUCCACCCUAAACAGUGAGGACUUUGUCCUGGUGUCCCGCCUCGGGGACGAGACCCCCUCCACUAAUAACGGCAGUGACGAUGAGAAGACGGGACUAAAGGUGAUUUCUGAGGAAGGUGUCCACUUUAAGAUUGUAGGAAACGGCAGUGAGCAGCAGUUGCAGAGGGAACUAGAGGAUGUGCUGAUGGACCCUUCGAUGGCCGAACUCUCCCCUGGACCGGAUCAUGUCGGGGGUGGAGACCAGGAUUGUCCCACUACAGCAACCCCACCGCAACCCUGCACUUUUGUACCCAAACUGAAGAUGGUGCUACCGGUUCAGGGAGCUCAAGAGGACGAAGGUUCAGCGGUGAGUCCCGGGACGCCGAUGCUGGACGAGGACAGCGUGGUGUUCAGUAAGCUGACGUAUCUGGGAUGCGCGUCUGUAAACGCCCCCCGCAGUGAAGUGGAGGCGCUGCGUAUGAUGAGCAUCCUACGUAGCCAGUGCCAGAUGCCCCUCGACGUUACACUCUCCGUGCCCGGCGUCUCUGAAGGAACAGUCAGAUUGUUGGACCCUCAAAGUGGCACUGAGAUCUCCAACUACCCCGUGUACAAGAUCCUGUUCUGUGUGCGCGGCCAUGACGGAACUCCAGAGAGCGACUGUUUCGCUUUCACCGAGAGCCAAUACAACACCGAGAUCUUCCGCAUCCACGUCUUCCGCUGUGAGAUACAAGAGGCGGUCAGCAGAAUACUCUACAGCUUCGCCACAGCUUUUCGACGAUCAGCCAACAAGUCGACCCUCUCAGCACAGGCUCCGCCUCUCACGCCAGACAGUGACGUCUUCACCUUCACUGUCAGCCUAGAGAUCAAAGAGGAUGAUGGGAAAGGAACCUUCAGUGUCGUGUCAAAGGACAAGGACAGGCAGAGCUUCAAGCUUCGCCCCGGCAUGGACAAGAAGAUCGUCGUCUAUGUCCAACAGACGUCCAAUAAAGAGCUGGCCAUCGAGAGAUGUUUCGGUCUGCUCUUAAGCCCAGGGAAGAACGUGAGGAACAGCGAUAUGCACCUGCUGGAGCUGGAGUCGAUGGGGAAGAGUUCAGACGGGAAAUCCUACAUCAUCACAGGAAGCUGGAAUCCCAACACUCCUCAGUUUCAGGCUGUCAAUGAGGAGACACCCAAAGAUAAGUUCAUGUACAUGACGACGGCAGUGGACCUGGUGAUCACCGAGGUGGAAGAGCCGGUGCGUUUCCUGUUAGAGACCCGUGUGAGAGUGUGUCCUCCCACCGACAGGCUUUUCUGGCCCUUUAGCAAGCGCAGCUACACAGAGACCUUCUACUUAAAACUGCGCCAGCUGGAGCGGAAGAGUAACACAGACACGCUGUACGAGGUGGUGAGUCUGGAGAGUGAGACUGAGAGAGAGAGAAAGAAAACCACAGCGAGUCCAGGAAUCCUGGCCUCCGCUUCACACGGCUCCAUGGUGCCCUCGCCUCCUGAAGAUGAUGAGGAGGAAGACAAUGACGAGCCGUUGCUGAGUGGUUCUGGUGACGUGUCUAAAGAGUGCGCAGAGAAAAUACUGGAGACGUGGGGAGACCUGCUGUCCAAAUGGCACUUGAACCUGGCGGUUCGACCCAAGCAGCUUCCAGCACUGGUGCGCAGUGGUGUCCCAGAAGCCCUCAGAGGGGAGGUGUGGCAGCUCCUGGCCGGCUGCCACAAUAAUGACCAUCAGGUGGAGGAGUACCGCACACUCAUUACUAAGGAGUCUCCUCAGGACAGUGCCAUCACCCGAGAUAUCAAUCGCACAUUUCCAGCACAUGACUACUUUAAGGACACGGGAGGCGACGGCCAGGACUCGCUGUACAAGAUCUGCAAGGCGUACUCUGUGUAUGAUGAAGAGAUCGGUUACUGUCAGGGCCAGUCCUUCCUGGCUGCCGUCCUGCUGCUGCAUAUGCCGGAGGAGCAGGCGUUCAGCGUUUUGGUGAAGAUCAUGUUCGACUAUGGUCUCAGGGAACUUUUUAAACAGAAUUUUGAAGAUCUGCACUGCAAGUUCUUUCAGCUGGAGAGACUCAUGCAGGAAUACAUUCCAGACCUGUACUCUCAUUUCUUAAGCAUCGGCUUGGAAGCACACAUGUACGCCUCCCAGUGGUUCCUCACCCUUUUUACAGCGAAAUUUCCUCUCUACAUGGUCUUUCACAUCAUCGACCUGCUGCUGUGUGAGGGUAUCAGUGUCAUAUUUAAUGUUGCCCUGGCAUUGUUGAAGACAUCGAGGGACGACCUGCUGCAGUCCGACUUUGAAGGAGCUCUGAAGUUCUUCCGUGUACCCGUGCCCAAACGGUACCGCUCCGAAGAGAAUGCCAAGAAACUCAUGGAGCUGGCAUGUAGCAUGAAGAUCAGUCAGAAGAAGCUGAAGAAGUAUGAGAAGGAGUACCACACCAUGCGGGAGCAGCAGGAGCAGCAGGAGGCUCCUAUAGAACGAUAUGAGAGGGAGAACCGACGUCUACAGGAAGCAAACAUGCGUCUGGAACAGGAGAACGACGAUCUAGCACACGAGCUGGUCAGCAGUAAGAUCUCACUAAGGAAAGAUCUGGACAUUGCAGAGGAGAAAGCUGAUGCUCUGAACAAAGAGCUGCUCAUUACCAAACAGAAGCUGAUCGACUCAGAGGACGAGAAAAGAAGGCUGGAGGAGGAAGCUGCACAGCUGAAGGAGAUGUGUCGACGAGAGCUGGACAAAUCAGAGUCUGAGAUCAGAAAGAACGGCUCCAUCAUUGGAGAAUACAAACAGAUCUGCUCCCAGCUAAGCGAGCGACUCGAAAAACAACAGACAGCCAACAAGGGAGAACUAGAGAAGAUCCGGAUGAAGGUGGAGGGCUGUGAGAAGUGCAGCAGUCUCUUCAGUAAGGAGGGUCGGCUGAAGGUGGGAGGUGUUGGUAAGGAGCUGGCUGAGGACGAGGCCGAUGAGGAGAAGGAGGCUCUGCAGGUUCAGCUGAGAGAGAUGGAGCUCGAACUCGCCCAGACCAAACUGCAGCUGGUGGAAGCAGAGUGUAAAAUACAGGAUCUGGAUCAUCAUUUGGCUCUGGCACUCAACGAGGUUCAGGCAGCCAAAAAGACCUGGUUCAACCGAACACUAAGCUCCAUCAAGACAGUGACGGGGGCACAGGGCAAGGAGACCACCUAAUCUUCUUUCUUUAUCUAUCAUCUAUCCAUAUCUCUCUGUCUGAUCUCUACUGGCCGGUGCGUUGACCCUCCACUGUGCCAAAACGAACCACGUGUUUUUUUCGUUUUGUAAAAAAGAACUUUGGGUGGAAACUUCGCCCAAACGAACUGACUAUACUAAAGCAAAGAAGGCUGUAGCGCUAGGCUUUAUACUACUGAAGAGUAGCAGUGAGGACCAGGAGGGGCUCUGUCGCUACCUGACCUGUCUGCUGCACGCACAGGACAAUACACCACAAUACAGCUACUGUUUUACUCACGACUACUGCACAAAAACUCACACACACACUUCAGUUACGCCCAUGUACCAUAAACUCUCAGUCCUCUGUUAGUGAGAAAAGACUUUCUAAUUUCUGUUUGUUUUGUUUGUAUAGAUGCCAAUGAGCUUAGCAGAUUGAUUAGUUGAGCUAUAUUCUAUAUUUGUGUGUGUGUGUGUGUGUGUGUGUGUGUGUGUGUUAAAGCAAUACUCACAUUUUUUAGCUUAAUCUUUAUCUACCACAUCUGGCACAUAUAAAAACCACAGAUGGCAGAAAAUCCAUCGACCAAUCAGCUCACUUAUAAUGGACGUUUAAGAGCGGGUGUAACUCUCACACCCACUCCACACAUGCUUACCAGAGUUUAAAUCCACUGCUUUGUUAUAGCAAUUAUUCUCCAUUCAGGAGUCGCCACAGUGGAUCUGGUCUGCAAACCAGACUUGGCACAGUUUGGCCCCUCCUGACGCAACCCUCAUGUUUCUAUCUGGGCUUGGGAUCAGCACUGAGAGCACACUAGCAAGUGCAUGUCCCAAAAGCUAGGCUGUUUUAGACCUCCUUCCUCUUUCCAGACAUUAGACAAUCAUGUCAAAGCAGACACCCGUCUGGACGAUAGCACAGCUGAGAUUGGAAACCUGGAUCCUCAGAUCUCAGCAGUAGUGGGCUUCAAAUAGCAAAAAACUGCACAGCAAGCGCUGCAUAAGUGAUUGUUUUGUAAAUAAUGACAUUAACAGAUGACACUGAGAAUCAUUAAGAGUAAUAGAAGAAGAAUGAAGAGGAAGAAUGCAUUUAUUUGUCAUAUAUACUCUUUCCACAUAUCUCAGCUUGUUUUGGAAGCAGGGGUCAGAGCGCAGGGUCAGAGUGCAGGAUCAGUCAUUGUACGGCACCCCUGGAGCAGACAGGGUUAAGGGCCUUGUUCAAGGCUGCAUAGCAGAGCCUGGAUUCGAACUGACAAUCUUCCGAUUGAUAGCUUAAAGCGCUAUCCACUGUGGCUACCACUGUAAUAGAGCACUUACAACAUUUCACUAUUAUUUCAUUUUAUUUUAUGAGUUGACUAAUCAUAAACACAUGAGAAAAGUCUGAAAAAAGCAAAAUCAAGCAAUAUAUAAAGUUGUUAGGUGAUAUUGCGCUGCAGUAGAGUCAUCUAAGAUGUGUCUCCAGCUUUCAGGCUGCUGCAUAUGUUAGACUGUUAGAUAUGUUAGAUAGAAUGUUGUACCAAAGCUAAGUUAUCUUUAUAUCAUCUAUUAACACUGGGGUGCUACAGCUUCUGAUUCUGUUCUAUUCAUGUACAGUUAGAUCCAUAAAGCUUAACCACAUGUUUCUGCCUCUGAAGAGAUGAACCGUGGUGCAUGGGCAACGGUAGAUCAGCGGUUUAGGUACUGGACUAGUAAUCAGAAGGUUGCCGGUUCAAGCUUCACCACCGCCAAGCUGCCACUGUUGGGCUUCUGAGCAAGGCCCUUAACCCUCAAUCACUUAAACUAGUGACAUUUUGACAUUUUAGGCAUUUAGCACAUGCCUUUAACCAAAGUGACUUACAGUUAUCACUGAAUACAUUGCAAGCAAUUGAGGGAUAAGGGCCUUGCUCAGGGUGGAGUGGUGGAGCUUGGCAGUGGUAAGGCUUGAACUGGCAACUUUAUGAUUUCUAGUCCAGUACCUAAACCACUGAGCUACCAUUAAUCCUAAAAUUAAAUUCAGUAAUAAUUCUAAGUAAUAAAGUGUCUCCUAAACACAGCAAAUGUAAAUAAACAUUACAGAAUUAAAGUUUUUGGUAACAUACAUCUUUAAUAGAAUGAAUAAUAAAUAUUAAUAAAUAAUUAUCGAAAUGCUUAGCAGUUUGUUUCUGUGGUUCUCACGGGUGGUAAAGAUGUGGUGGAUGAAGGUUCGGCUGAAUUACUGUGACGUAUUUCUUUUAAGGAACUUGGUGCCGUUGACUGAAAGUGACAGUCUGGUGAAGAUACGUUCUGUGUUAGUCUUAAAGGAGGGAGACCUUUAUAAACAAAGCACAUUUGUACAAAUGAAAGAAGGAGAUAAACAAUGAGCUGAAGGACUUACAGGCUCUGGCUCCUCCUACGUUAAAAAAAACACUCCGUACAUCAAUGCAAGGAAAGAUAAUCGCACAUUAAACUACUACAAGAUCAAGCUUCAGUUUUCUCAUUGUACACACUAGUGUGAAUAGAUCACGAGUCACACACACUGCAAACCGCAUCAGUUGUAGUUUAUCUGGUCUGUUAGUGCAGGUUGGAGGAAGAACUGCACACUUAUUCAUCAUGAGUUCAUCUAGUCUUACAUGACACUAGUGAACCUCCACUUAAUGCACUUAUUCUGUAACCACAGUCUAAUCUACAGCUGUGUCCGACCUACUCUUGGUCACAAUUUGUAUGCGUGAGCGAGUGUGUGUGUGUGAACUGUGUGAGAAACACUCUGUAGGUUUUUAGGUUUUUGCACCUUUUCAGACAUAUUUAUAAGGGUCGUGGGCUCGCUUGGGUUCUGUUUAUUUCAGAGAAAAGCCCUUAAACCUGAGAGAGACCGGGGGUCGUUCCACGAGGCACUGGCUUGUACAUAAGAAGCGUAUAUGUUUUUGUUUGUUAAUUUUGUAUUUUUAUUCUAUGAUAACUUUACUAAUGUUGCUUAAUUUUACUGUAUAAAUGAGCUGUUUUCUUUUUCUUUUGUUCUUUUGCUUUGUUGUGUCUUAAACGUCAGACUAGACUACUGUCUCAUGUUACAUGCCAAAAUGUACCCCUACCCCAGCAUUACAUAUGUAGGAACAUGCUAAUAGUGUAGCUGCAUUGUGUAAACUUUCAUCAGUUUCAAUAUAAAGAUCCCAUACAAAUGAA
Messenger RNA from Trichomycterus rosablanca, 6447 nucleotides. RefSeq names its product rab GTPase-activating protein 1. The record is from RefSeq and is a predicted model, not a curated record. Bases 133 to 3327 code for a protein of 1064 amino acids. NCBI's taxonomy places the organism in Eukaryota, Metazoa, Chordata, Actinopteri, Siluriformes, Trichomycteridae. The transcript has 27 exons.